AUGCAGGCGCCCCUCCUGCGCGCCCUGGUCCUCCUGGGCCUGGCCGCCGCGGCGUCGGCCUUCCACGUGACCGAGAACUUCCAGAUCUACGCUGCGAACGCCACGGGACUGAAUGAGGCCGGAUUCCAGGGCAAGGGCAUCCAGCAGGAGUUCGGCAAGUACGUCUGGACGUCCUGGGACGGGAACUGGCUCGUCGUCGCCUCGGGCGUCACCACGCUGUACCCCGACGACGAAGUCACCACCACCGUCGAGUCCGGCGGCCUGACCUACUUCAAGUGGGACAACGAACGCGCCAACCGACGGGAGAACCCAUGGGUGUACAAGGGGCACAUCACGCCGCGCCUCGCGCGCGAGGAGGCCGCGACGAUCGGGAGCGCCGCGGACACGACGACCGGCGGCGGCACCACGAACGUGGUGCACGUGCCGACCGUGCGCACGAAGUUCGAGUGGGAGCGCUUGGGCACGUGCGCGCGGCUGGCCAACCGCAACGAGGCCGACACCUCCGCGCCGUUCUACCUGGCCGCGAACGCCGCGAGCGGGACGGGCACCACCACGCCCGGCACGCGCCCCGUCGCGCCGAACGAGCAGUCGAACUUCAACUACGUGCAGAACUUUGGGUGCUUCGACUGGAUUGACAGCUUCGCCAUCAACGAGGACGGCUCGACGCUCGCGUACGGGUACCGCGGCGCCGCCGUGCGCGCCACGCGGUUCCAGCCGUACCGCGCGAACUCGGCCGACCUCCUGGGCGAGGUGGUGUACCAGAACGCGGGCGUCGUGUUCGUGUACGACCGCAACCCGACGAGCGACAUCUUCACGCACACGCGGACGAUCACGUCGAGCGUGCCGACGGGGCCGUACCAGCGGCUGACGGGCGCGCCGACGACGGCCACGCUGUCGCUGCUGAACGGCCCCGCGGGCGCGUGCGGCGCCACGGGGACGCUGGCGAUUUACGGCGCCACGCUCGUGAUGGGGUGCCCCGGCGACAACGCGCGGUUCCUGUACGACUUCGACACGCAGACGCCGCGCACGGGGCAGACGAACGCGGGCUCGACGUCGGCGGGCGGCGUGGACGGCGAGUCGCGCGAGGCGCUGACGGGCAACGCCAACGUCGGCGCCGUCGAGGUGUGGACGCGCUCGGGCGGGACGUUCGCGGCGAACGGCGCGUUCAUCAACCCGUCGUGGGCCCUGUCGCAGCGCGUCCUCGAGGACGACGCGCUGCGCACCACGGGGCGCAACUUCGGCAAGAUGGUGAUGCUGUGGAAGGGGGUGCUCCUGGUGGCGUCGAACGACGCGGCGAACGCGGCGCUGCCGGACCGGCUCGUGGCGUACAUGCGCGACGCGGUGAACGGCCUGCCGGAGGACCCGGUGAACACGGCGGGCGCGUGGAUCCCGGUGCAGGAGUGGGUGCCGCGCACGACGGUCUUUGGGACGACGCAGGCGACGUCGCUGAUCAACACGUACAUCGCGAACAAGGCCGGGCUGGUCAACAAGAACAUCGAGUUCGCCGGGGACCAGUUCAUGAUCCGGAACGGCGCGACGAUGAUCAUCUACCGCCCCGUGAGCGGCGACCCGCAAAAGUGCGAGACGCCGACCGGGUACGCGAUCCCCGAGGGCGCGAACUGCGUGUCCGAGUACAACUGCGUCGAGACGACCACGCUCAUCGCGGGCGGCACCUCGUUCGCGUGGCGCGGGAACCUCGUGGCCAUUGGCAUCUCCACCAAGGACUACACGCACCGCGAGGUGGGGCUGAACUACCUGGCGGGCGUCGUGGGGCGCGUGCGCGCGGCGAACGACCUGCCGCUGGUGGCGCAGAUCCGCAACGCCGGCGAGACGCACUACUGGGAGCGCCGCGCCAGCAACUUUAGCGUCAACGGGCUCGACAUGAACUUCGUGCUCGGCACGGGGUACGCCGACGUGCCGUUCGUGCGCAACUCGCGCGUGCAGACGCAGGGCAUGUCGUACUUCGUGUACUCGGGCCGCAUCCAGCCGGCGUCGAUGGGCAUGGACGCCAACUGCGGCGCCGCCGUCGCCAUCGGCCGCACCACGGUCUUCACCGCGUGCCCCGUGCGGUUCAACGUCGCGCCGUACGCGGGCAACAGCGUGCUCAUCGAGCGCACGUCGACCACGAUCCCCACGCUGGCCAACCUCAACUACUACCGCAACGUCGACAGCGACGACUACGUCUUCCAGCCGUCGCUGUACGAGGGGCCCUCGGUCGACCCCGACGGCCAGGUGCUCGCGAUGGACACGGAGCUGCGCACCGAGCGCGUCCGCCGGUGGCAGUCGCAGCUCGUCGACGCCGCGGACCUCCUCUUUGGCGACCACACCAACUCGGGCUUUGGCCAGGGCUGCCUGGCGAACGACGGCGACAUGCUGCUCGUCGGCGCGCCGCUGCUGUCGUCCGGGGGCCUCCCGGGCGUCGGGCAGGGCGUGCUCAUGAACGGCGCCACCGGCGCCAUCAUGGGCCACCUGUGCAGCAAGCUGCCCGUGGCCACCAUGGCCAUGGGCAGCCUGCAGUGCGCGCUCAAGGGCACGUACGCCGCGCUGUCGGUCGAGGUCGGCCAGGUCCCGCGCAAGAACGCGUUCGGCGAGGAGGCCCUGAACACGCAGGCCGUGGGCGGCGCCGUCGACGUCUUCGAGGGCACCACGCACGUGGCGCGCAUCUUCCCGGACAAGCCCAACGCGAACAUGCGGUUCGGCGCGGACGGGAUCGCGAUCACGGAGGUGGACGGCGACGUCCUGGUGUUCGUGUCGGCGUCCCAGGACGACCUCGCCGAGGACCAGAACGGAAACGCGCAGCAGCUGACGACGGCCUACAAGCAGGACGCCGGGUCCGUCCAGGUGUUCAAGCGCCACACGUCGACGACGGGCGAGGCCGAGUACCUCCACCUGACCACGAUCACCGCGCCGGACACCUACGGCGUGGCCACGGGCGUCAACCCCGCGCAGGGGUUGGGCCUGACGGCGCUGCAGCGCGCCACCUUCGCCCGCGGCCAGCGCUUCUCGCAGCAGGGCUUCGCCGUGCGCGGGGACCUCGUCGCCGUGCCGGACCACAGCGCCGCGCUGUCGAACAACGCCCUCUUCUACGACUACACCCGCGGGCCCCAGUGCCGCUUUGGCGCGGCCAACGGGAACUCGGCCGCCGGCGUCGACAACGGCGCCGCGUCGCAGCUGUGCGGCGAGCCGAAGCCCGGCGUGGUGUACCUGUACCAGUGCUCGGCGACGUCGUGCAGCCUCGCGCAGCGCAUCAUCCCGCCGGAGUUUUACCGCCCCUUCCUCCAGGCGGGCGGCAACGCGGCGACGAACUACCUGCUGAACCAGAAUGUGGGCGCGCAGAACCCGUACGGCGACCUGGACAACCCGUACCAGCUCGCGGCGGGCAACGGCGACCUCGCGAACCGCAGGUUCGGCCUCAACACGGCGAUCUGCCCCAACGGCGACAUCGUGGUGGCCGGCAAGUACCCCACGGCGCUCAACGAGGACGCCGGGAUGCUGUUCUACUACCGCCGGCACACGGGGCAGGUGACCGACGGCCCGACGUCGGGCCUGCGCCCCGGCACGACGCUGACGAACUUCUGGUCGACGACGACCAACAUCACCGCGUACGACUCGUGGGGCGACAACCGCCUGGGCGUGGACUUCCUCGCGUGCGAGGACGGCAUCAUCCACGCGUCGGGCAUCGACGCGCGCACCGGCGCGAUGCGCCAGUGGAUGUUUACGUACAACGCGGGGUCGCGCACCUGGGCCCAGGUCGGCCGCUACACGCCCUUCGUCGACCCCAGCGCCCGCGCCGCGACGAACUCGCGCCAGACGGUCGCGUCGUCCUCGACGGUCUUCACCGCGGACUCGUCGCUCCUGGAGCAGCUGACGCGCCACGACGAGCCCGGGCGCGCGACGGACUUCAGCAACUACCUGCGCACGGACGGGUCGCGCCCGACGUACGAGCGCGACUACACGGGCACGGAGGACCCCUACGUGUGCAACAUGUGCGUCGACGGCGAGACGGCGGCGUUCGGCGCCGUCGCGCGCAUCGACCUCUCCUACGACGGCAUCGUGUGGAAGGGCGGCGACGAGGCGUCGAACUGGCCGCAGGGCCGCUCCGCGGGCGUCGCCGGCAUCGUCAUCGGCGCCAUCGUCGGGGCGUUCAUCUUCUUCGCGGUGAUCUACCUCUUGAUCAAGGUGUCGAAUAUCAAAGCCAAGGGCACCGCGGCGUCCAACCGGGCGUGA
This is a messenger RNA of Pedinophyceae sp. YPF-701, 4227 nucleotides long. Lineage: Eukaryota; Viridiplantae; Chlorophyta; Pedinophyceae. The record is from the annotation of a GenBank genome assembly.